AUGGCUGCUGUGCGGAAUGUACACGUUACCGUCACCCUGACAGGAACGACGGACCCAGAUAUGACAUCUAGUGAACCCCACAAGGGAACCGCUAGCCCCAAGUCUGGCUACGGCUCAUCUGGCCGCUCUCACCGCCGAGACUCCGCCUCGUCAAAGAUCAACGGCUGUCCCCCUGUAGACGAGGUCGAAGAAACUGUACCACCAUCUACAUCAGGCUCACCUCCGAGAAGCAACAAGUCAUCUAAGUCAUCUGCCUCCAUUAACAGCUCCAAACGGCAUAAAGCAUCCUCGGGAAAGUCAAGCAAGAAGAGCCGAAAGUCUGUAAGGGCAAAAAAGUCUGAUGCGGAUGAGUGA
Messenger RNA from Colletotrichum orchidophilum, 354 nucleotides. RefSeq lists its product as uncharacterized. The transcript has 2 exons. Bases 1 to 354 code for a protein of 117 amino acids. The record is from RefSeq and is a predicted model, not a curated record. NCBI's taxonomy places the organism in Eukaryota, Fungi, Ascomycota, Sordariomycetes, Glomerellales, Glomerellaceae.